AAUAAAAUCACCGACAAUCAGCAUUUCAAGCUUAGUCUUUUGCAAAACGCUCUACGGAACGUACAAUCUGAAUAAUAAAAAACAAACACAAUUUGUUGAACGUUGAAGCGUGUAAACGUCUUACAUUUGGCGGGCGGAAAACGAACGGACGUGCGGGUCUUGUGAUAAGAGGAAAUAAAUUAAUUCAAAACAACGAAAAUAAAUAAAAGAUCGUUUGGGCAAAGUGUGAUCGCGGAGUCGCGGUUGGUACAUGUGCUCCAGCAAUAAAAAAGUGAAUCAUCUCUGCUCUUAGGGGGAAAAAACCAAACAAACCGAACUGAACUGAAUUCACCAUAAAAAGUAAUUAACCAGCGAAGUAAGCAGAGUCGGCAGCAGAGCCGGCAGCAGAAUAUCCAAGCGUACAAACAAAAACAUUGUUUUUUGCCUUGGCUGGAACCGCUGCAUGAGACGAUCUGUGUUCAACAUCAUGGCAGUGAUCUACAGCUGUUUUAUUGCCUUAGCUUUGGCAACACUGUGCUCAGCCGGUACAAUUGCAAAUCGUCCCACAUUUCCGGUCCAAACAAAUCAAAUCCAACCGGGUAGUAAAUCGCCAGGAAACAGAGUCAUGCAUUCAGCGUUUGCCAAUGCCGGUCGUGCUCCUGGCCUGGAAAUCUGGAGAGUUGAGAACUUUGAACCUGUACCAUAUCCCAAAAAUAACUAUGGCAAAUUUUACACUGGUGACUCCUUCAUUGUCUUAAAUACUGUUCAAAAUAAAAAAGACAAAUCACUCUCAUGGGAUGUUCACUUUUGGUUGGGCUCCGAAACAUCCGUGGAUGAGGCCGGUGCUGCUGCCAUUCUAACCGUACAACUUGAUGACCUACUUAAUGGCGGUCCAGUGCAACAUCGUGAAGUUCAGGAUCAUGAAUCGCAAUUGUUUUUGAGCUACUUUAAAAACGGUGUACGUUAUGAACAGGGCGGUGUUGGCACCGGCUUCAAACAUGUCGAAACCAAUGCCCAAGGUGAGAAGCGUCUCUUCCAAGUAAAGGGUAAACGUAAUGUACGUGUGCGUCAAGUUAAUUUGUCCGUAUCGUCGAUGAACAAGGGCGAUUGCUUCAUAUUGGAUGCUGGUAAUCAGAUUUAUGUGUAUGUGGGUGCCCAGGCCAAGCGUGUGGAAAAAUUGAAGGCUAUUAGUGCCGCAAAUCAGAUAAGAGAUCAAGAUCAUAAUGGCAGAGCUAGAGUGGAAAUUAUUGAUGAACACAGUACUGAUGCCGAUAAGCAGAACUUCUUCGACGUUUUGGGCUCUGGCUCUCCCAAUCAAGUACCCGAAGAAUCGGUUGCCGAAGAAGAUGGCGCUUUUGAGACCACCGAUGCCAACUCGGUUACUUUGUACAAGGUCAGCGAUGCCAGUGGCAAAUUGAAAAUCGACACCAUUGCUCAGAAACCCUUGCGCCAAGAAAUGUUGCAAUCUGCUGAUUGCUUCAUUUUGGAUACCGGUUCGGGUAUUUACGUCUGGGUUGGUCGUGGUGCUUCACCCAAAGAGAAGAGCGAUUCCAUGGCCAAGGCCCAAGAGUUCUUACGCACCAAAAAAUACCCAGCCUGGACUCAGAUUCACCGUGUGGUCGAAGGAGCCGAAUCGGCACCAUUCAAACAAUACUUUGCCACCUGGCGAGAUGUUGGCAUGUCCCAUACUCGUUUGAUUCGUUCCGCCUUGGGAUAUGACACCGAUGAGUCUGGCUUCGAAGUGGAUGAUGUUGAUUCGGUAUUGAAGAACUUGAAGGAACGUGGUGGUCGUGCUAUUGGUUUUAUGCCCGAUAGUGGUGAACAAGAUUUGACAGAAUUGACACAAUACGUCACCAAACCCGAUGACUCUGAAGUCAUUCUCAAUCAUAUCGAGUAUGAAGAAAAAAUGCCACUCUUGGGAUUUGCCGCCUAUGUUAUACCCUACAAGUAUGAGGCUAAGAAUGGCGAAACUGGUACUUUGAUUUACGUUUGGGAGGGCAUGAAGGCCAGUGAAAUGGCCAAACAACGCGCCUUUGAAGAUGCCAUGAACAUGGCAAUGGAGCAGAAUGGUAUUUUGGUACGUUGCGUACAAAAUCAUGAACCCAGACACUUCAUCAAAAUGUUCAAGGGCAAGUUGUUGACCAUGGUCAAUGGUAUGCCCACGGGACCUCAACUGUUCCAUAUUCGUGGUGCCGAUGACACAAGUGUACAUGCCUUUGAAGUUGAUGCCGAUUCUGCAUCAUUGGUCUCCACAGAUGUGUUUGCUCUGGUGCGCAAUAAUGGCAGUAACAAAGUCUACAUUUGGUUGGGUUUGGUUGCCUCUGAGUUUGAAAAGGCCAUGGCUGCUGAACGUUUCGGCCACUAUUGGCCCGAUGCUGAAACUGAAGUUAUUGAAGAAGGCGCCGAACCAGAUGAUUUCUGGGACGACUUAAAUGGUGAGGGUCAGUAUGAUCGUAGCUUGUCGGAGAAGGUUGCUCCCAUAUUGGAACCCCGUCUGUUCCAUUGCCAUUUGGUGCGCAAUCGCAUAAAGGUCGAAGAAGUCAAUCACUUCGAACAGGCUGACUUGGACAUGGAUGAUGUUAUGCUCAUUGAUGCUGGUGAUGAAAUUUAUAUGUGGGUUGGCAGUGGUGCCACAGCCAAAGAAAAUAACCACAUUUUGGAUAUGGCCAAGAAAUAUAUUAAAUCGGAACCCACUGAUCGUACCAUCGACACUGUCAGUGUUAUUCGCAUCGCCCAGGAUCACGAGCCACGUGUCUUCAAGCGUAUGUUCCCCAGCUGGGAAGAUGGUUUCUGGCAGGGUGUACCAUCAUAUGAGGAGGCUCGCAAACAAAUCUUGGAAAACAACGAACGUCUGGAUGAAAAUGAUCUUUAAAAGAGCAAACAAAACUAAAGCCAAAGUCCUGUUUUACACAUUAAUGCCUCGUGUGUGGCCAAAACAAAACAAAAAAAAAAAAAAAAAAAAAAAAAAAUACUAUUUCAUUUAUAUGAACAACAACAAUUUAUUUAAACAUUUACUCAACUCUUGAAUUUAUACUAGUUUUCACUGCAUGCAUACAUUUCUUUUCAAUUUUAUUUAAUAUUUAAGGCAAUUUUUAUUGAUUUUCGUUCAUUAUGACUGUCGUCGUAAUACUCUCAUUAAUAAUUUACCAAAAAAAAAAAAAAAAGAAAAACAAUUUAAGGAAAUAGUGCUC
Molecule: messenger RNA, 3170 nt
Organism: Musca domestica (house fly)
Lineage: Eukaryota; Metazoa; Arthropoda; Insecta; Diptera; Muscidae
Product: gelsolin
Exons: 10
Coding region: 443-2851 (802 amino acids)
Biological process (GO): barbed-end actin filament capping; actin filament severing; actin polymerization or depolymerization
Cellular component (GO): cytoplasm; actin cytoskeleton
Molecular function (GO): phosphatidylinositol-4,5-bisphosphate binding; actin filament binding
Source: RefSeq, a predicted model, not a curated record